UAACCACGAAACGCGUCGAAAUUCGGUCAAUAUCUCGAUUUUCUGCGAGGAUGCGUUUAAAUUUCCCGCUGUCGUUGGUCCGACCGAUGUAUCGAGUCGGAGUCGAGGCGGGAGCGGAACGUAGCGGGUGCCAGCGAAGGCGGUGACUUGUUUGUUGUGCGUGCGAGUCGACGCGGCGAGUGGGGCUGGUGCGGUGCCACAACUCUUAUCCUCCAAGUUCCACCUCAUGUGACGCUAUGCCGAAGCAUAGUACACGUGAAGGAUGGAUGGGUCGGACGGACGUGAAUGGGCACCUGAUCAGCGAGUGGUGCAGUUGGAAAGAAAAAGACAUAUUUUUCUGCAAGAUCUGCCCAUCACCCAUAAGCACAUCUGCCAAAGGAUUCCAAGCACUAUCCCAGCACGCCUCAUCUGAAAAACAUAAAGGAAAUGCCAAAACUAAAUUAAGUCCCUUGCAACUUACAUUGGCUGGAGCUCCACCAAAGGUACAACAACAGGCUGCAAUUCCAAUUCCCAAUCAUCAUCGAGAUGAUGCGGUGGUAACUCCUGCAGCAGCGCCUCCUGGUGAAGCUGCUGGAUUGGGGGUCGUGCCGCCGCCAGGAACCGUUCAACGCGAAGACAGCGGUCCACUUCUGCAGCUUGUCUCGAGGAAAGAUGCAGCUUUAACUGCAGAACUUCAAUGGGCAAUGAAGUGUGUCCAGGCUGCUUAUUCAAAUAAUUCCUGUGAUAAUAUAGUCGAAUUGUUUAAAAGUAUGUUCGGUUGUGAUAAAGUACCCAAAGACAUGUCAUUAGGUAGGACUAAGGUAUCUUAUUUAAUUACUGAUGCACUAGGGCCAUAUUUUCACAAAAAAAUGCUUGAUGAUGCUCAGAAAGCCCCUAGCUUUACAAUGUGCUUUGAUGAAACUGUCAACAACAAAAAAGUGAAAGAACUUCAGUGUGGACUUAGGUUUUGGUCUGAAGAAGUAAAGCAUAUUGUUUUUCAUCACUUAGAGUCUCUUUUCAUAGGAUCUGCUACAGGAGUAAUUGUGUCUGAUCACUUAUUACAGGUAUUGGAAAGAGCCUGCCUUUGUCUACAAAAAUUUCUGAUGUUGUCAAUGGAUGGACCUAAUGUGAACAAGACAGUGUUUAGACUAGUUAGUGAAAAAGUUAAGGAAGUAAGGGGAAAGGGUCUAAUGGAUGCUGGAUCUUGUAAUGUGCACAUUCUUCAUAAUUCAUUCUUGUCUGGGCUUGAGGUGUUUGGGGAGGAGGUUAGUCAUCUAGUCAUUGCCAUUUAUGAAUAUUUUGAUGGAUUUCCUAGCAGAGUGGAAGAGUACAAAAAAUCCCAGUUAGAAACUAAGGUUCCCGAUCAUGUCUUUAUAAAACAUGUGACCAGUAGGUGGCUUACUCUUUCUGGGGCUGCCGAGAGGCUCUUGGAGCAAUGGCCAGCUGUGGUUCACUUUUUCUUGACUGUCAUCCCUAAGAGUAACUCUGAUAGUCACAAAAAAAUUAGAGAGACCCAAAGGUACAAAUUCAUUGCUGGUUGUCUCAAAGAUCCUACUAUGCAGGCUAGUGUAGCAUUUGUUAUUCAAUCAGCUAAGCUUUUUGAAGGGUAUUCAAAACUGUUCCAAAAAAGUGAACCAAUGAUUCACAUUCUGUAUGAUGAGCUACUUUCUCUAUUUGUUUUGCUUCUGGGGCGUUUUUGUAAACCCUCUCUUGUUUCAACUAGCAGAAGCUGUCUUAAAGAAGAGUUUAUUAAGAACAAAGACAAUUUAGUUGCUUUGAGUGAUGUGGAAUGUGGGGAUAGGGCAAAGUCACUUUUGACUCAGUGUAAGGAUGUAGAUGUUCUGAAGUUUAGACUUAAUAGUCAAAAACAUUACCAAGCAGCGGCAACCCAUCUGCUUCAGAAGUCUGUCCUCAGUAAAUGGCCUGAUGGAAAACACCUCAAGUGCCUCCAACCUAGUCAAAUCAAGGAGCAGUCCAGCCCGCGCAGCAUUGUCUUGGUGCACAGAAUGUUGCGACUUGACUUGGGUGUGGAUGAAGAUGUGCUAAAGGAUGAGUGGAGGCUUCUGCAGCUUGAAAAUCUUCCUGUUUUUGAGCCCACGACAAGAAUCGACCACUACUGGGCGAAGAUUUUUGACAUUGUGGGGUCGGAUGGGAAGCCGAAAUUUCCCAACACUGUUAAGCUUGUAAAGGCUACUUUGCCGAUUGCCCAUGGAAGCGCCGAUAUUGAGAGGGGUUUCAACGAGUCCUCACAACAGUUGCGACCGGAACAGACCCGGAUGGAGGAGCGCCUGUUCAAUGCUAAGCUGUGGGUGAAAGAUGGGCUGAAACCGUAUGGUGGCAGGCCGGACCUCGUGCCAAUAACGAAGGAACUCCUGGCUGCGGGAUACCGUGCACACCGAAGCUACACCGAUCACCUUCAAGCCAAGCGCGAUGAAGAAGAGGCCGCAAGGAAAGUGGCUGAAGAGGCAGAGGCGGAGCGACUUCGGAGAGAGAAGGAGGAGAAGCAACAAAGAGAAGAUCGUUCAACAAUAGAAAGCCUCCAAGAAAAGCUACAAAAAUCCCUAAGCGCCGAGAAAGACCAGCGGAAAGCUGCUGACGAACUGGUUGAAGAGGCCACUAGCAAGCUGGACACAGCUCUGAAGAAAAAAGAUUUCGCGGCUGCAAAAGUGGCUCAUGGUAUGCUAGAAGGAGCUAAAAUAAUGCGUGAGAAGGCUAUCGGGCUUCAGAGACAAAACGAGCCGCUUCAAAAAAAAGUGACGAAGCGGACCUCCAGUUUGAUUGAGAAGAUGUUCCAAGCUAAAAGGAAGAAGGACCCUCCUGCCGCUGGAGGGAGGGAGAGGGAGGUUGCAGAUCCCGACGAUCCGGAUCUCUAUCUGUGAAAAUCUUGUGAUUGUUUGAUUUAUGUUGUAACAGUAUUUUAUUUCAAUUCUAUAAUACCAAUAUGACUUCUGUUUUUUUAAAUAAAUACAUUUGACCUUGA
Molecule: messenger RNA, 2959 nt
Organism: Thrips palmi
Lineage: Eukaryota; Metazoa; Arthropoda; Insecta; Thysanoptera; Thripidae
Exons: 3
Coding region: 237-2858 (873 amino acids)
Source: RefSeq, a predicted model, not a curated record